Molecule: messenger RNA, 4299 nt
Organism: Ceraceosorus bombacis
Lineage: Eukaryota; Fungi; Basidiomycota; Exobasidiomycetes; Ceraceosorales; Ceraceosoraceae
Source: the annotation of a GenBank genome assembly
AUGGCUGCGGUAGCGUCACCCCUUCUGAGCGGCGCCUCAUCCAGCUUCCGCCAACCGCGAGGUCAGCCGAGCGACCGCAAUGCUAGCGCAGCUAGUCCAGCAGCGAAUAUGACGUCCAAGCCUUCGAGUCCUGCUGUCCCCGAAGAUGUCCCGGAAGACAUCUUGGAGGACUCCGAGUUCGUGGAACCUGUUUGCGGAGGCUGCAAGAAAAUGAUCGAUGAGGAAUCAGCAGAGCAGGGAGUGAUUCAGUUUGCGUGAGUGACAUCGGAGGAGCAAAUGCUCCAGCCUUUACGAGAGUGCAGGUGCAUGUAUGCUGCAGGCACUGAGAUCACAGCAUCAACGAUGCCGUUCAUACAUUUCAGAGCACAAUUAUGGCAUGUCGACUGCUUCAGAUGCGCCAAAUGCCAGAACCCCGUCUCAACGGAUCGUGAUGACAUUCUACUGCUAUCGGACGGACACCCGAUUUGUGGUCAAUGCAACUACUCCUGUCAGAUUUGCGGCUUGCCCAUCAUGGAGGAGGUGAGUCCGCCAAAGUUCCACCCGAGGCCAGUCAUCUGAUUGUUAGAGCGGCCCACCACUCACAGGCCAUCAUGACGGGUGACGAGUCGUAUCACGCAUCUUGCUUCACUUGCCGGUCCUGCCAUACGCCGAUUGAAGAGCUUGUAUUUGCCAAGACGAGUCAGGGCAUCUAUUGCAUGUCCUGUCACAAUGAACGCGUGGCAAGAAGCCGGAGAAAUGCCGCCAACAAGCGCAGCAAGGCCAAGGUGUGUCCGCAUUGCUGCUCUCAAGGACCGCACACGUGGUGCACUGCUGAUUGUCCGGACUUCACUUUGACCAGCAGCAGCAGCAACAAUCCUCCAAAGGUUCGUCGUCUCGCGAUAGGCAGGGCUCCGCUCCACCGACAAACGACUUGCGAUCUCCGUCAGCUCAGGGACACGCAUCACCAUCGCCGAGCAAUCAAGACGGCUUAUCUCAAGGGGUCAAAGGUAGUUCUCAAGACGAUCUGCGUGCCCAUUCUAACGAGAGUACGCAGGACUCUGAAACUCCUCGAGAGUUGCAGACAGGUAGCCCGUGGCAAGGAUCUUCACAGGGCAAACCCUCGGCUGGACCUUCGAAAAGACCAACUGCACCUCCUGCAGCGCCGACUCUGCGUGAGCUUCGGGCGGCGGCGGCAGCUGGGAACAUGAACGGGCUGCAGGGUUCGAGUUCAGGUGUUUCGCCAGGUGCGAGCAAGGUGGGGCAGGCGGACGGAGCAACUUGGACUAAGCACAAUAUUAAUGGGAGCGGUGAUGGCAUAAUUUCGGAGACAGCUAAAGCCGCUUCAUCUCAUACGCGGACCGUAAGCGGCUCGAGCAGCAUACGUAAUGAGACAUUGCUGGACGUCAGCCCUAGCAAUAACGAUGGCUCGCAGACAGCACGCCUGCCUUCUAAAAAUUCUAGCGUUGGACUAGGCAUACAAGAUCGAAAUACCGCACCUUCCAGCGCACCUCCAUCUACGGAUACGUAUGGAGCGCGUGAAGCAGAGUCAGCCAAUCGAACGAGGACGUCCACCGAACAAGCCACAAGCUUUGCACCUCGUAGUCGUUCAGGCUCUAAGGCCAGUCAAACCUUAUCACCACCCACCGAUAGUCUUACAGUGGCGUACGGCUCCCCGAAAGGCAAUUCGGAACGCCUUUCCAAAGCUUUCAGCUUCUACGACCCAGAUUUUGUCAGCCUCAUGGACUCUUUUGGCAAAUUUGGGGACGCAGACGAAAGCACGUUGGAGGCGCUGCGGAAGUCGCCUGCGAGCAAGAAAGUAUUGCCUCUCGCCACGCGUUCACCCAGACAGCAUGGCCGCGAUGUCCCGUCGACCCGAUCUGCCGAGCCUGCCGUGUCGGCUCUUCGCGUAGUCGGCGAGGAGGGGAGCAGCAGCACCGAUAGUAAUGCAGACAUCGACUUGGAGGGAUCUAAGGAGGAAGAGGAGGAAGACGCCAGUGCUUUCCAAAGCCCCAAAGGGGCGGACAAUGCACGAGCUAAGGUGCGAGAGUCCAUGCGGGAGGCUCGGGAUGGUCGCAUGGACGUCGAUACCGCCUUUGUCGAAGCGAUUCUCAAUGACUUGGACGACACCAAGGAACGCAUGAAGACUUUGCAACAUCGUUACGAUAAGAUGAAGGUAUGUUUUGCUUGGCGAUGUCUCCUGCACUACAAGACUGACUGUAGCCAACGUGGUCUUCACAGCGCGCGAGUCAGACAGCCGCACGUGGCUUCUCAUCGGCACGGGACGAGUACGAGGCGGAGGUGCAGGCGAGGUUCGAAGCCGAGUCCGAGAUGCUCCUUCUGAAGAAAAAGCUUGUCGAGCAGUCUUCGAAGCUUGCUGAAAUAUCCACCGAGAAGAAGAAAGCUGAACAUCUGCAGCGCCGCUCUCACCAGGUGAAAUCGACGCUGGAGGGUAUGGAACGGGACAUCGCAAAGCUCUCCGCCGAGCGCGAUCUUCACGUAGCUGAGGUUGCAGAGCUGGUCGCGAUGCGCUCAGAGAGGCAGUCGAGCGGAGGCGAGUCUUUGAAGGUGCAGGAAAACGGAUCUGCAUCUGACCUUCAGCGGAACCUGAGCGUCAGACUGGAGGGCGUCAAGGAGAAGUAUCGCAAAGAGAUCGAUGAGCUCACUUUCGAGCGCGACGCGCUCAUGAUUGAGAUCGAAGAGCUCAAGCAAUCGCGCGACGUGUUCUUAGAAGAGUCGCAAACCCUCAACCAUCGAAACGAAGAGCUCAAUGGCAUUCUGACUCAGCUGACACGCAACGUCGAGGCAGCACAGGUCCGCGCCGAUCAGCAAGCAUACCAACAACAAUUCAGAGAGAACCUCCCGCCGGUGCCACGAGAUCUGCGAGAACGCGCCAUGUCUGGAGCUGGUGGAAGAUCCCCAGGCGGUAAAUUAGGCACAGGAUCUCCUUCCGUGUCGUCUCUUAACGCGGACACCCUAACAUCAGCUUCGGCUAGCGCUUCCGACACGACCAUUCAAACGGGAACAUCUCUACAGCGCGUCAUGCCGAUAUCAAAGAUAGAGGCAGCGCCGCCGAAGAAGUUCAAAUGGAUGAAGCCGAAACUACAGGAUGCAGCAAGGGUAGCAGUCGCUGCUGCAUCUAUGCCGCUCGGUCAGUCUCCUCCUGUGCCGCCGAAGUCGAUGAACGGUUCUAGCGGCGCUAGCUCGGAAAAGUAUCAAGGCUCUGCCUCCGCAGUGCAAAACUCUUUGGCGCAUCAACAAGGACGCGACAAUGCUCGCAACGCAUCGAACGAGAUCGUGGUGCGAGAGCACCUAUUCCAGCCAUUCUCUGCGCUGCGACCCUUGCGAUGCUUUGCGUGUCAGAAGAGUAUGUGGGGCCAAUCGGAAGUACGAUGCGCUCUCUGCGGCCAAGCCUGUCAUCAGCGAUGUCUUCAGAGUCUGCCCACCUCGUGCAAUCAACCGUUUACUCGAGGAGAGGACAAUCACGAGCCAACGGGCCCUUCAAUGUUUGGCAGGCUACUCGUCGACCAGGCAGCUGCAGAAGGUCGAGAUAUUCCCAUUGUCGUCGAAAAAUGCAUCUCUGCCGUCGAGGCCAUGGGUGAGUCGGGCUCUCGAUUAUUCAGAGUAAGGAUCUGACCAGGCCUACUCACCGUUUCGUUUUGCUUUUGAAUCUAGGCAUGGACUACGAGGGCAUCUACAGGAAGUCAGGCGGCACUUCACAGCUGCGUGUCAUUACCCAGCUCUUCGAGCGCGGUCAGCCAUUCAACUUGGAAGAUGUGGACCGCUUCAACGACGUGUCUGCAGUCACUUCGGUCUUGAAGAAUUACUUCCGCGAGCUUCCGGAACCUUUGUUGACCUUUGACCUACAUGAAGACUUUAUUCGUGCUGCGGAGCUCAAGGGCGAUCCAGGCGCGCGCGAGGCGGAACUACGAGAUUUAGUGCAGCAACUCCCUCGUCAGCAUUUCAACACUCUCCGAGCUCUAAUCAAGCACCUUCACCGAGUGCGGCUGUCCAGCGAAGAGAAUCGCAUGACCGCUAGGAAUCUGGGCGUGGUUUUCGGACGUGAGUUAUGCCCCAAAAGAUGAUAUGCUCAAGCAUUGCUCAACACUGCGCUGACCUUGGACUCCUUCUUUCAUAGCAACUCUGAUGCGCUCUGGAGAUCCGUCUAAGGAAUUCGCGCACAUGGGAGGAAAGGCCAUGACUAUCGAGUGUGAGUGGCGUGCCGCAGCCACUGCGAAAUGGCAAGUCGCAGGCUGACCGUGCAUCUCGCCUAUUAUCCCAGAUAUGAUUGAAAAUCCUGAAAUCUUCAACUCGCUUCGUUGA